This is a messenger RNA of Aspergillus sclerotioniger CBS 115572, 1139 nucleotides long. RefSeq names its product zinc-binding alcohol dehydrogenase family protein. Gene Ontology annotation, molecular function: oxidoreductase activity, acting on NAD(P)H. The transcript has 2 exons. The record is from RefSeq and is a predicted model, not a curated record. Bases 87 to 1139 code for a protein of 350 amino acids. Lineage: Eukaryota; Fungi; Ascomycota; Eurotiomycetes; Eurotiales; Aspergillaceae.
CACAACUCUCAUUUCAAAUAUUUUCAACCAUCUCAACUGAAGCAAUCUCUACAAACCCGCACCAUCACGCAUACACCGAGUCAACCAUGCAAAAAUCCAUCGUCAUCCAAAACCUCUCCGAGCCAGCCAGCCUAGCUGGCCGACACAUCCCCUCCCCGGGCGACAACCAACUCCUACUCCAAGUAACGGCCACCUCACUAAACCCCGUGGACCAAAAAACCCGAGACGCAGGCCUAUUCUUCACCCAAGCCCCCCAAGUCCUCGGCCACGACAUCUCCGGCAAAGUACUCCAACUGGGCCCGCACGAACAAACCCCCAAAUUCCAACCCGGGGAUGUCAUCUUCGCCCACGCAAACCUCAUUCCAGGAGGAGUGAUGGACGACUACGGCGGCCUGCAACAAUACGCCAUCGUGGAUUCUCGCUUCGCGGCUAAGAUCGACGAAGCGGGGUUGACGGACGUCGAGGCAGUCACGAUCCCUGUAUGUGCAAUUGCGGCGUUUAUUGCUUUUUUCCAUAGUACUGGGUUUGGGUUGGCUGUUCUGGACGGUAUUACUCGAUCUAGAGAUGGUAGUAAGGCUAUUCUAGUUGUUGGUGGUGGGUCGAAUUGUGGACGGUUCGCGAUCCAAUUUGCCAAAUUGUGCGGGUUUGAACGGAUUGUAACUACUGCGUCGAUUGGGAGAGCUGAUGAGUUGAGAGAGUUAGGUGCGACGCAUGUGGUUGAUCGAUAUGGGAGUCGUGAGGUUGUUGUGAGUCAGGUUCGAGAUAUUGUGGGUGAUGAGUUGGUGUUUGCGAUUGAUACGAUGGGGCUUGGAUCGGAGCAGGAUGUUGGGGUGGCGGCGCUGUCGAAUUCGAAGAGAGGGUGUUUGAUUACUUUGAAUCCGGUUAGUGAGGUAGAGCCGGAGAAGGGGCUUGUUGGUGAGAAAUUGGCUGGGUUUGAUCGCCGAUUGACGAUUGGGUUGAGUGCUUUGUAUCCCGAGGUAUCCGGGGUGUUUUGGGAGCGUGUUGGGGAGUGGGUACGAGGGGGUCAUUUGAGGCCCUUGACUUGCCGUGUCUUUGAGGGAUUGAAUGUGGUCAAGGUUAAUGAGGUGCUGGAUGCUUACCGUGAUGGAUAUGGACAGAAGGUUGUUUUUCGGCCUUGA